Folsomia candida is the source of this 1023-nucleotide messenger RNA. RefSeq names its product beta-glucanase. Gene Ontology annotation, molecular function: hydrolase activity, hydrolyzing O-glycosyl compounds. Bases 78 to 890 code for a protein of 270 amino acids. The transcript is spliced from 5 exons. Gene Ontology annotation, biological process: carbohydrate metabolic process. Lineage: Eukaryota; Metazoa; Arthropoda; Collembola; Entomobryomorpha; Isotomidae. The record is from RefSeq and is a predicted model, not a curated record.
CAUAUAUAAACUGUUCAAGCCACAGUUAAAUAUUAAUUGUGCUAGGAAAAACUUCAUUCAAAAUUUUUGAAGAAAGCAUGAACCCAAUUUUUAUUUUGUGUGCGUUUGCACACCUCGGAGUGGUUCAUGGUUAUUGGCACCUCGCUUGGGAGGAUCAAUUCGACGGAGCUAAUUUAGCAGAUAGGUGGGAUUUCGAUACGGGAUGUAGUGGGUUUGGUAACAACGAGUUGCAAUGUUAUACAAAUAACAGACGAGAGAAUGCCAACCAGCAAGGGGGAAUUUUGACCAUAACGGCCCGGAAAGAAUGGUGGGGUGACGGUGUUCAUGGCGACAAGCAAUUUACCUCGACAAGAAUGAAGACAAAGGCGAAUUGGCUUCAUGGAAAAUUCGAGAUUAGAGCGAGAUUACCAAAAGGCAAACACCUCUGGCCCGCAAUUUGGAUGAUGCCUGCUCGCUCAGAGUAUGGAGAUUGGCCUCGUUCCGGCGAGAUUGACAUAAUGGAAUACAGAGGUCAACUUCCAAACCAGGACCAGGGGACCCUACACUUUGGACAAGCCUGGAACAAUAAGGGUCAAGUUGGCAGCGGGGAGAGAAAUUUCCCCGUCGACUUUUCCCAAGAUUUCCACACCUUCGGAUUAGACUGGAGCCCUUGGCAGAUUCAGUGGAUCCUAGACGGAGCCGUUUUCCACACGGAAACUUUACAGAAAAAUUUCUGGCCGGGAUUAUACACCAAAAAUGGUCAACCCUUCGAUAAGAAUUUCUACCUCAUCAUCAACCUCGCCGUGGGGGGAAGUUUCUUCGGGAAUGAACCCUUCGAUCCGAAAGAGGCGGACAGUUGGGCAAAAAAUACUUUGGAAGUUGACUGGGUUAAAAAAUGGGAGUGGCGCUAAACAUGACGUGAAGCGGAUAAUUGUCCUAAAUAUAGACUAUUUAAAUAAAUCGAAACAUUUAUGUGUUUUACCAAUUAUUUAUUAAAUUUCUCUUGUAUUAAAUGUUAACUUCAAUUUGGCAACCAAAUCAAAA